Molecule: messenger RNA, 969 nt
Organism: Panicum hallii
Lineage: Eukaryota; Viridiplantae; Streptophyta; Magnoliopsida; Poales; Poaceae
Exons: 2
Coding region: 1-969 (322 amino acids)
Source: RefSeq, a predicted model, not a curated record
AUGGCCAAAGAGUUUGAAGAACUCGCUCUCGAUGGACAUAACUAUCCUACUUGGGCACUGGAUAUCAAGAUCAGCCUUGCCUCAAAGAACAUUCUGAGUGCAUUGCUACCUCCUGCAGAGAGGACUGAGCCACUGCAUGAUGCCUACAAGUACAACGCAUUGUACAUUCUCAGGCAUCACCUCCAUCCUGAUCUGAAAGCAGAAUAUGUGAUGGAAGAAGAGCCAAAUGUACUAUGGUUAUCCCUUAAAGACAGGUACGAGCAACAGAAGGCUGUAAUCUUACCUGAGGCGAAUCAUGACUGGACUCAUAUUCGUCUCCAGGACUACAAGUUCAUAGGUGAUUACAACCAUGCUAUUCAUAAAAUCUGUGCUCUUUUGCGUUUCUGUGGCAAGGAACCUUCUGAUGCGGAUAAGAUUGAAAAGACACUCCAAACUAUGCUCCCAUCUGAUAGGGCAGAAAAGCACGAUGAGCUUACGAUGAAGAAUCAUAAGCAACGUCAUGUUGGGGCUGCCCCUAUACCUAAAAUACAUCAUGCUAUGAAAGAUGAGAAGAAAGGGAAUGGCUUCAAAAACCAUUCCAAGUUUUCUGAUAAUUCAAAGAAGCGCAGACGCAACAAGCGUAAGGGUAAGAAAAACACAAAGGCUCCGAGGAAAGACACUACUACUUCCAAGGAUGAGAAGUGUAAGAAGUGUGGAUGCUACAACCAUCCCACCAACAAGUGUCGCACUCCUCGCCACUUAGUGGCUCUGUACCAGCAAGCUCUCAAAGGCAAGGCUGCAGAAGGACAGGAAUACGAAGCUCACUUCGCCACUCCAUCCAACUUGAAGGCUGAUAUUGGAAGUCCAAGCAUGAGUCAAAAGGAACCAUGCACUUCCAACCUUCCACUCCUGACCUACACUGAGCCUAUGGACAUAGACAACGUCAUCGUCGACUAUUGUUUGGAUGACGUCUUUGGAGACCUUAACUAG